AUGGAUAGUGAAAACCCCGACCGUGAAGUUCUGCCAACCAAUGUCACACCGGUGCACUACGACCUGACCGUAGAGCCUAAUUUCGACAACUUCAAGUUCGACGGGAAGGUCAACAUUGACCUGCAAGUCAACGAUGCGGCCACAGAUUCGAUUGCUGUUAACACCAAUGAAAUAGAGAUCCACGGUGCGGAAAUUGCUGGAACGGCAGCCGAGAAAUGGGCAACCGAUGCUGAGACCCAGGUAACGACCUUCGAAUUUCCCAAGGGUCUGUUGAAAGACAAAAAAACUGCCACUUUGGAACUAUCAUUCACAGGUACAUUGAACGACAACAUGGCGGGUUUCUACCGGGCCAAAUACACCGACAGACUCACGGGUGAGACCAAAUAUAUGGCAACCACGCAGAUGGAACCAACAGACGCCAGAAGAGCCUUCCCAUGUUUUGACGAGCCCAACCUAAAGGCCACUUUCGACAUCACCUUGAUAUCUGCCUCGCACCUCACACAUCUGUCCAACAUGGACGUGAAGUCUGAGUGCAUCAAGGGUGACAAAAAAUACACGUCAUUCAACACCACACCCAAAAUGUCUACUUACCUGGUGGCCUUCAUCGUGGCGGAAUUAAAAUACGUUGAGAACAAGGACUUCCGUAUUCCGGUUCGUGUGUAUGCCUCUCCCGGCGAGGAGCACAAUGGUCAGUUUGCUGCCGACUUAACGGCAAAAACGUUGGCAUUCUUUGAGCGUGCUUUUGGUAUUGAAUAUCCACUACCUAAGAUGGACAAUGUUGCUAUUCAUGAGUUCAGUGCUGGUGCCAUGGAGAACUGGGGGUUGGUCACCUACAGAGUUGUAGAUCUUCUACUUGACCGCGACAAUUCGUCGUUGGGUCGUGUCCAAAGAGUGGCGGAAGUUGUUCAACACGAGCUGGCUCACCAAUGGUUCGGAAAUCUGGUGACCAUGGACUGGUGGGAAGGACUAUGGCUUAAUGAGGGGUUUGCGACUUGGAUGUCGUGGUACUCCUGCAACGAAUUUGAGCCUGAAUGGAAAGUAUGGGAGCAAUACGUAUCGGACAACCUACAGUCAGCGUUGUCACUCGAUGCCUUGAGAUCUUCUCAUCCAAUUGAAGUUCCUGUCAAGAGGGCUGAUGAAAUCAAUCAGAUUUUUGACGCCAUCUCGUAUUCUAAGGGCUCUUCUCUCUUGAGAAUGAUCUCUGUGUGGUUGGGCGAAGACGUUUUCGUGAAGGGUGUUUCUCAAUACCUGAACAAAUUCAAAUACGGCAAUGCCAAGACGGGUGAUUUGUGGGAUGCGCUAUCUGACGCAUCAAACAAAGACGUGCGUAAAGUCAUGAACAUCUGGACCAAGCAGGUUGGUUUCCCAGUUGUUACUGUCAAAGAAGUUGGCCACCAAAUCACCUUCACACAAAACCGUUACUUAACUACAAAUGAUGUCAAACCCGAAGAGGACCAGACUCUUUACCCAGUAUUCUUGGCAGUAAAGACCAGCAAAGACAUCAACCCGUUGGUUCUCGACGAGAGGUCGAUUACUGUCAACAUGGAGGACACAGAAUUCUUUAAGGUAAAUGCUGAUCAAGCAGGUCUCUAUAUCACCUCUUACUCUGACGAAAGGUGGAAAAAAUUGGCUGAACAAGCAGAGUUGCUCUCAGUGGAGGACAGAACUGGAUUGGUUGCCGAUGCUAAGGCCCUUUCUACUUCUGGUUACACACCAACCACUAAUUUCUUGGAGUUAGUCUCUCAUUGGAAAACGGAAAGCUCUUUUGUUGUGUGGGAGCAGAUGGUAAACAGUUUAUUUUCGUUGAGAGCCAGCUGGAUUUUCGAGCCAGCCAGUGUGAAUGGGGCUUUAAAUGAAUUCACGAGGCAACUUGUAGAUGCUAAGCUGAAUGAGCUAGGUUGGAGUUUCACCAAGUCCGAUUCUUACGCAAAUCAGCGUAUGAAGGUCGAAAUGUUUGCUUCAGCAGGUAGUGCCAAAAUGCCCUCCGUUCUAUCUGCUAGUUUGAAAAUGUUCGAAGCUUACAUUUCUGGUGAUAAGCAUGCCAUUCCUGCUCUGCUAAAACCCGCCGUUUUCACUGCCGUAGCAAGGAAAGGUGGCGAAGACUCCUAUGAAAAGAUCUUUAACAUAUACAAGAAUCCCGUUAGCACAGACGAAAAGCUUUUAGCCCUCAAGAGCCUAGGUGCCUUCGAAGACCCAAAGCUCUUGCAAAGAACUUUGGGCUACUUGUUUGAUGGUACGGUUCUUCUACAAGAUAUCCACAUUCCCAUGAUGGGCAUGAGGGGCCACGCCGCUGGUGUCCAUGCUCUCUGGGUCUGGACCCAAGAAAAUUGGGAUGAGCUUGUUAAGAAACUACCUCCUGGCCUCUCAAUGCUAGGGUCCGUAGUGAAGAUCGCUACUUCUGGCUUCACGUCGUUCGAGGCUAUCGAUGAGAUCAAGGAUUUCUUCAGCAAAAGGUCAACGAAGGGUUUUGACCAAAGUUUGGCCCAAGCCCUGGAUACUAUCACUUCUAAGGCUCAAUGGAUCAAUCGCGACAGAGAACUUGUUUCCAAGUAUCUGAAAGAUCAUGGAUUUGACAAGUCUGGCUAA
Lachancea dasiensis is the source of this 2586-nucleotide messenger RNA. NCBI's taxonomy places the organism in Eukaryota, Fungi, Ascomycota, Saccharomycetes, Saccharomycetales, Saccharomycetaceae. The record is from the annotation of a GenBank genome assembly.